UCCCCUAUCCCGGGUACGGUUGUGUCAGAGCGCUGCUUUCUUCCUCCCCGGAGUGUCAUGUCAUGAUGCUCCAUGUCGGAUUUGAAUUCCAUUCGCAUUUGGUCAUCCCUGGGGUUUCUGUUUCGACAGCUGAGGAAGUGUGGGAGCUUUUGAGACGUCGGGUGCAUUACGGAGCGGGCGUCGCGGUGUCUGGAAUGUGAUGAUUCGGAAUGCGAAGUUUGUUUUGAUUGUGGAGUAGCUUGUGGAAGGAAAUCUGGCGUGAUGCGCGAAAGAUUUGGAAGAUUAAGGCUAGUUGUGUAGUUGUAGGAGGUGGUGGCAGUAAAGAGGGCGGAGAUGUGGAGAGGGACAGAGUGUGUGUGUGUGUGUGUGUGUGAGAGAGAGAGAGAGAGCGAGAGCGGAAAUGGGAAUUUAGGUGGUGGUGAAGUGGACGUGAAGAUGAUUCGUAGGAUUCGUUUCUGACCUUGGCACUGAGCAUACAGAUAUAUUAGAAGUUCGACAUGGAAGUCGAGUUGAUUCUUCGUUUGCCGGCUCGGUUCCGGAUGUGUCUCCAGAAGCACGAAGAGGAUAAGCACAGAGGCGGUUCUGGCGUUUCUUUAACUGGGAUGUAGUCUGCUUUGACGGGUGAAAUGCUGAAAGCUAGGGGCUCGAUUGCGCCUUGUUAGAGCCUUUGAAGUGAAGGAAUGGAGCGAAGUUCUUCCAUAAUGACUCACCCUGCGAAGGUGGAGCCGGAGGGUUCCCUAAGUGAAAUGAUCAAAGAGGUUUUGCGACUUGUGCAGAAAGAAAGAGUUCUCUCCAAGAAACAGGCCGACUUUUGUGAUGAUGCCUGCGUGUUGCGCUAUUUGAGAGCUCGUGGCAACAACGUCCGAAGAGCAGCAAGGAUGCUGAGAGCCACUCUGAAUUGGCGUGAGAAAAUAAACAUCGGUUACUUGAUUGCGGACGAAUUUCCAGCGGAACUCGCGGCAGGAGCUGCGUAUGUUGCAGGUCACGAUGAUGAAGGCCGGCCUGUAUUGGUAAUAAAGAAGAAGCCAGAUUAUAUUCUCAAUAAAAGUUACAAAGAAUAUCUUCGCCACAUAAUCUUCACAAUGGAGGUCGCGGUUGCUGCCAUGCCACCGGGAGUUGCCCAGUGGGUCCUCAUCCUUGAUGCUGGAGGCUACUCAAGAUUAAGUGCACCUUCGACUAGUGGCAUCCUCAGUACCCUGAAGAUGCUUGCUGAUCAUUACCCUGAAAGACUUGCCAAAGCCUUUAUUGUGGAUGCUUCUUCUAUGUUUUACUACUUUUGGAAGGGGAUUUGCACUUUUGUUGACCACGCGACAAGAGACAAGUUAGUUUUUUCCUACUCUAGAGAUUACCGGGCGAUACCAAGGUCACCGCGUACCUCAAAGACUUCGUUCUUAACAUCACCUUUUUCUAAGCGCACUCGAAUGUCAACCAGCUUUUGUGCAGAGGAUGUGAGAUCCCCGGCUCCUUUCAGAACUAAAUCAGUGUCAGCAGACUAUGCACUUCUGGAUCCAAUAUUUGAUGCUAGUCCAAAGAGUAGCGAGGACAAAAAGUCACCUAACAUGCUGUUCGAGGGGCCGGAACUGGCAUCAAGCUUGAGAAGAAGAUCCUUUUCAUUCUCGUCUGUGACUGGCCCUAUCACCUGUGCAUCACCUGAUUUCAAAGAUGACGAAUUUUCGAGUUUUAGAAAUGACGAAGAAAUCUUCGACCAGUCCGAAAUUUCAGGAUCAGAGCCUGGACGAACAAAUCGAGGUAAAGUCCCCUCGUGGGAUGGAUUGAUUUCCAUCUUCUACCCGCUGAAGAGAACUGAUACAAGGGUAACCAGUGAAGUGAAACAUAGAAAUGUCGAUACCUUCCGGCCCUACUUGAAGUUCCUUCAGGCCACUUAUGACGAGUCUGCGUAUAGAGCAUUGAUGAAGCCUCCGCUUGGAGGGCUGGCCACAAUUAUAUCCAGAGAUCUGAAACACAUCAGCAGUCUUUGACCUUGAUCUAGGUAAGGUUCAUGAUUUAGUCAUUGUAAACAUGCUUAGAUUCCUAGACUCCAUCCUUCGGCUGUUCAGGAUCUCCCUAGCCCUUAUGUACAUUUAUUCACGGUCACUAAAAUCUUUCUUUAGCUAGGUGUGGUAUUUUUCCAUGAGGAAAUGGUGAGGAUUUUCGUUACAUUCGAACUUCACCACUUGGCGUAAGAGAUAAAUCCCGUAAGGAUCUAAUCUUUUAAAGCUUU
Molecule: messenger RNA, 2221 nt
Organism: Physcomitrium patens
Lineage: Eukaryota; Viridiplantae; Streptophyta; Bryopsida; Funariales; Funariaceae
Source: RefSeq, a predicted model, not a curated record